Pseudocercospora fijiensis CIRAD86 is the source of this 1494-nucleotide messenger RNA. RefSeq lists its product as uncharacterized. Gene Ontology annotation, biological process: protein localization to plasma membrane; GPI anchor biosynthetic process. The coding region runs from base 1 to 1494 and encodes 497 amino acids. Gene Ontology annotation, cellular component: endoplasmic reticulum; membrane. The record is from RefSeq and is a predicted model, not a curated record. NCBI's taxonomy places the organism in Eukaryota, Fungi, Ascomycota, Dothideomycetes, Mycosphaerellales, Mycosphaerellaceae. Gene Ontology annotation, molecular function: glucosaminyl-phosphatidylinositol O-acyltransferase activity. The transcript has 3 exons.
AUGACGCCCGAAUACAAGGCGCAAAAGGAAGCCGCUGUCUCUUUUCUCGGGGGAGGUGGCAUUUGGGAAAUCAAUCAUGUUGCUUUGGUAGCUCCAGCCGCCGCCUUUUUGUGGGCAACCUUACAGACCCGCCAACACUUCUUCAAACCCUACACCAUCCCCGCGGCGCUCACCGAUUUUCUGAUAAAUUGCUGUGCCAUCCUCUUCGCCACGACCGUCUAUUCCGGUGGGCCACACAUUCUUAUCGGCUUACUCGUCCUUCCAGCCGUGCCCGCUUUCCUCCAGCCCAGUCUUGAACUUCCCAAGGCGGCAAAGCCUCCUGGCAAGGCCGAUGAAGACCUGGCAAAAGAGGAAGAGAAAGAUCCUCUGCCAGUCAAACCAUUCAUCACAGCGUAUAGAGGUGCCAUGAUGAUUAUCACUUGCUCUAGCAUCUUAGCUGUCGACUUUCCUGUCUUUCCACGACGAUUCGCAAAGACAGAAUCGUUUGGAACCUCACUUAUGGAUCUGGGAGUGGGCUCUUUCGUGUUCGCUGCUGGCAUCGUUGCAGCCCGCCAACAACUGAAGGAGCAGAUAAGCGCCACCCGAUCGAUCCUUACCAGACUGAAGGAAGCCAUGCGACAUUCGCUUCCACUCCUCGUCCUCGGCUUGCUUCGCCUGGCCAGUGUCAAAGGACUUGAAUACGCAGAGCAUGUCAGCGAGUAUGGUGUGCAUUGGAACUUCUUCUUCACACUCGCGCUCUUGUCUCCCGCUUUGGCAAUACUACAGCCGCUUCUGCAAUGGCUACCGUACAACAUCUUUGCUUUCAUCUUAGCCAUUUGCUACGAGCUGAUCCUGUUCUGUGUUCCUGACAUGAAGAGGUACAUCAUUCUCUCCGAAAGAGUGCCUGGCGACUGGCUUUCGCAGAAUAGAGAAGGUGUCUUCUCUUUCAUCGGCUAUCUCGCCAUUUUCAUCGCCGGAAUGGGCAUUGGCCAGAAUAUCUUGACUCGCGAUCCUCCUCCGGGUGGAAACCCCCUUGCGCCUAAAGAUCACAUGGAUCAGGAUGCGGAGUGCACUCUUCCACGACUUGCCAUUUGGACACUCUUAUGGUUCGUGUUCGCUUUAUGGGCAAUGUGGAGGUAUGGCCCACGACUGUUCGUCUCGCGACGAAUGGCGAACUUGGCAUACGUUUGCUGGGUGUGUUCCUUCAACACAGCUCAAUUGUUGCUGUUUUGCCUAAUCGAGAAAUUCUUGUUCCCGACCCUUUACAACGCCAAGACCAAGGAAGGCGAACGCCAACGCAUACAAGAAGCCACAAGCAGAGUUAUGAAGGCGUACAACCGUAAUGGGCUCGCUGUAUUCUUGAUUGCGAACUUGCUGACCGGACUCGUCAACAUGACCAUGCCAACCAUUUUCAUGGCGGACGUCCCGGCGAUGGCCGUCUUGGUUAGCUACAUGGCGGUCUUGACAGCCAUUGCGCUUGCUUUAGACCAUUACAACAUCUCGAUCAAGCUUUAG